This is a messenger RNA of Cucurbita moschata (crookneck pumpkin), 2402 nucleotides long. RefSeq names its product exocyst complex component EXO70A1-like. The record is from RefSeq and is a predicted model, not a curated record. Bases 153 to 2072 code for a protein of 639 amino acids. The transcript has 12 exons. Gene Ontology annotation, cellular component: exocyst. Lineage: Eukaryota; Viridiplantae; Streptophyta; Magnoliopsida; Cucurbitales; Cucurbitaceae. Gene Ontology annotation, molecular function: phosphatidylinositol-4,5-bisphosphate binding. Gene Ontology annotation, biological process: exocytosis.
UCCUUGUUCGUCCCUGCAUUUCCACGGGAGACCUGAAAACGGCGAAAAAGGCCGCCGAGGCUGGUUGAAUUUCUGAUUACGCAUCUGAAUUUUCUUCUUUUCUCCCCUACCGGACGCAUUGGGGGAGAAAUCCCGAGCAGAUUCCAUCUCCAAUGGGGGCUCAAAAGGCGAUGAAAGUUCUGAGCGAGAGAGCCGCACUUGUCCGAGAGUCGCUGCAGAAGAGUCAGGUUGUAACGGAGAGCAUGGUCUCCAUUCUUGGCUCCUUCGAUCACCGUCUCUCCGCUCUCGAAACAGCUAUGCGGCCUACUCAGAUCAGAACUCAUUCAAUUCGGAGGGCGCAUGAGAAUAUCGACAAGACAUUGAAGUAUGCAGAAAGUAUGCUAGCUCAUUUUGAUCUUACACGCAAGGCCGAGGCUAAAAUACUCAGGGGGCCACAUGAGGACUUGGAAAUGUACUUGGAAGCAAUUAGUCAACUUCGAAGCGCUAAUCGCUACUUUACUGGGAACAAAAUUUUCCGAAGUAACGAAGCUAUUCUUACCCAUACAAGCAACUUGCUUGCAAAAGCCAUUUCAAAGCUGGAAGAUGAGUUCAGACAGCUUUUAACAAAUUACAGUAAGCCAGUGGAACCCGAUCGUCUUUUCGAUUGCCUCCCCAACUCCUUGCGUCCAUCUUCAGCAUCUUCGCAGCAAGGUGAUGGUGGUAGCAAACAUAAUUCUGACAAUCACAACAAAAGCUUAGAAGCUUCCAUCUUCAUUCCCCCAACUCUUAUUCCUCCCAGGGUUCUUCCAUUGUUGCAUGAUUUGGCCCAACAAAUGAUUCUGGCUGGCCAUCAGCAGCAAGUCUAUAGAAUAUACAGGGAGACUCGCGCUGCAGUUUUAGAACAGAGUCUUAGGAAAUUAGGUGUUGAGAGGCUUAGCAAGGACGAUGUCCAGAAAAUGCAGUGGGAGGCCCUUGAAGCUAAGAUUGGGAACUGGAUACAUUACGUGCGCAUUGCUGUCAAACUGCUGUUUACUGGGGAAAGGAAAAUCUGUGAUCAAAUAUUUGAUAGUGCAGACGCUCUCGUGGAUCAAUGCUUCGCAGAUGUGACAUCAAAUAAUGUGUCAAUGCUACUAAGUUUUGGAGACGCAAUUGCCAAAAGCAAGAGGUCUCCAGAAAAAUUGUUUGUUCUUCUAGACAUGUUUGAAAUAAUGCGAGAACUGCAAUCUGAGAUUGAAACACUUUUUGGAAGUAAAGCAUGCAUUGAAAUGCGUGAUUCUGCAUUGAGCUUAACACAACGCCUUGCCGAGACAGCUCAAGAGACUUUUGUUGAUUUUGAAGAAGCAGUAGAAAAGGAUGCCACAAAAACUGCUGUUCUUGAUGGGACUGUUCAUCCCUUGACCAGUUAUGUGAUAAACUACGUGAAGUUUUUAUUUGACUACAAAUCUACUUUGAAGCAACUAUUCCAAGACUUCGAGGCUGUUGAUCCAGAUGCUCAGUUAGCAGUGAUAACUACAAGAAUUACGCAGGCACUUCAGACUAAUCUUGACGGAAAAUCUAAGCAAUAUAAGGAUCCUGCAUUAACUCAAUUAUUUCUGAUGAACAAUAUUCACUAUAUAGUGAGAUCUGUCCGUAGAUCGGAGGCAAAGGAUUUGUUGGGUGAUGACUGGGUGCAGAUACAUCGAAGGAUUGUGCAGCAGCAUGCAAAUCAAUACAAAAGGAUUUCUUGGGCCAAGAUUUUGCAGUGCCUCACCGUUCAGGCCUCAGGCAGUGGUGGUGCUUCGGCAGAUGCAACCUGUGGACUCUCGAAAGCUAUGGUGAAAGAUAGGUUUAAGACUUUCAAUAUCCAAUUUGAGGAGCUUCAUCAGCGGCAGUCUCAAUGGACAGUUCCUGACAGUGAGUUGCGGGAGUCAUUGAGGUUGGCAGUCGCUGAAGUAUUAUUGCCUGCCUACCGAUCCUUCAUCAAGCGUUUCGGGCCUAUGGUUGACAAUGGGAAAACUGGUCUUCAAAGAAGCAUCAAAUAUACACCUGAGGAUCUUGAGCGUAUGCUAAAUGAAUUCUUUGAGGGCAAGACAUUCGGUGAACAAAAGCGCUAGUAGCGUCUCAAAAUGCUCUGUACAUGGACAAGUUAGAGCAGGAAGAACUUUUCUAUUGUUCCUACGAGUAAGGAUUAAGAGGCGGCGUCUAUGCACGAUUUGGGCUUUCUUUCCCUUCUCCUUGUAGUAUUCAUUUUAUUUAUUAAUUGUUAAUAUGAUUUUGCCAAAGGGCCAUUAAAACCACAUGAGGAGGCCAUGGCUGGCUUUGGUGCGCACCUUAACCACUUAAAGUACACCAAGGUAUGUAUUUUUUUAUCAUUUAUAUGGAAUUUUCCUUGUAUUUGGAAGAACAAACGUAGAUUAAAUUGAGCCUUCCUUCUGGUUGGUCCC